Molecule: messenger RNA, 2988 nt
Organism: Carica papaya (papaya)
Lineage: Eukaryota; Viridiplantae; Streptophyta; Magnoliopsida; Brassicales; Caricaceae
Product: zinc finger protein GAI-ASSOCIATED FACTOR 1-like
Cellular component (GO): nucleus
Molecular function (GO): DNA-binding transcription factor activity
Source: RefSeq, a predicted model, not a curated record
CUCUUAAUUAACAUACUUGUUUCUCGCUUAAUUUAAUUUUUUAAAGUUCAUGGCUGAAUUAUUUCUAUCUUUUUCUCUCUUGUGAAAAGUAAGACACAAACCCUCUGCAAAAUCUCUCUCUCUCUCUUCCCUGUCCCCCUAGUUUUAAGUCUCUCACUGUGUCAAUAUUUUUAUGUACAUCUUGAUUUUUUUUUUUUUUUUUUUGGUCUCAUUUUCAAAAUCUGAUCUUUGCGGAUAAUCCAAGUUUUUUGACUGAUUGAACUUGGACCGUUGGAUCCAAAUCUCAGUCGCCGGAGAUUGGUUGGUUGUUUGUUUGUUUCUUUGUCUCUCUGUAUCUUUGCUGGAUCUUUUUGUAUUGAAUUUUGGAGCAGAGAGAGAAGAAGCUGGUUUUUCAGUGUUUUUGGGUUUAAUCAUUGAGUUCUUUGGGUAAUGUGAAUUUUCGGGUCAGAGACUCUUAUCAGAGCUGGUAGGUGGCUAAAAGCCAAAGAGAAAAGCAGAUUGACUGGUAGCUAAGGGAAAGGAUAGAGCUUAUACAACAAAACCCUUGAAAGAGAAAAAGUCAGAGAGAGAGAAGAAAAACAAAAAUUCAUCUCUGAAAAAGUUACUGAUAAGUUUUGCGAGAUAAAUUCUCUGUAUUUUUCUCUCUAUUUUGUCCGCUAGCUUGUUCGAUUCCGAGAACAACCCUAGAGAAAUCUUUUGCCAGCGCUCAUGCCGGUCGACUUGGAUAAUUCCUCUACGGCUUCCGGCGAAGCAAGUGUUUCUUCCUCCGGUAACCAAAACCCACCUCCCAAAUCCGCCGCCAAGAAGAAACGAAACCUCCCCGGAAUGCCAGAUCCGGAUGCGGAGGUGAUAGCGCUGUCUCCCAAAACCCUUUUGGCUACGAAUCGAUUUGUGUGUGAAAUUUGCAACAAAGGGUUCCAGCGAGACCAGAACCUACAACUCCAUCGCCGUGGCCAUAACCUACCAUGGAAGCUGCGGCAGAGAUCGAGCAAGGAAGUGAAAAAGAGGGUUUACGUCUGUCCGGAGUCGACCUGCGUCCACCACGAUCCGUCGAGGGCUCUCGGCGAUCUCACGGGGAUAAAGAAGCAUUUUUGCCGGAAACACGGGGAGAAGAAAUGGAAAUGCGAUAAGUGCUCGAAGAAGUACGCGGUGCAGUCUGAUUGGAAAGCUCACUCGAAGAUUUGUGGCACCAGAGAGUACAAAUGUGACUGUGGAACUCUGUUUUCCAGGAGGGAUAGCUUCAUCACACACCGGGCGUUCUGUGAUGCGUUGGCCGAGGAGAGCGCGAGAGCUAAGACUCAGACUCCGAGCCAGAACCAGAAGCAAGCCCAGACCCAGAAUCAGGUAGUUGUGAAUUCCAAUCCAGAAUCUGACUCGAAUGUUCAAGCUAUGGAUUCGUCUCCUCCAGCGACGCCAGCUCCAGUGCCUGCAAAAGCUCAGGCUCAAAUCACAACUCCAUCUCCAGCUCCAGCUCCAGCUCCAGCUCAAUCUCAAACCCAGGUUCCAACUCAGUCAACUGGAAUGGUAUUUUCUUCGGUUUUACCGGUUCAGAAUUCAGAGAUGCCAGAAAGUUCUACUCAAGUUAUGGAAGAAGCUCCUAUGACAGCCGGUCUGAAUGGGAGCUCUAGUAGCAGCAAUAGUGCAAGUAGCAGCAGCAGCGCCAGUAGUAGUGUGUUUGCAAGCUUAUUUGCUUCCUCGGCUGCAUCGGGAAGAUUACAAACUUCUCAGCCACCUGCUUUUACUGACUUAAUUCGAGCUGUAUCAAGGCCUGAUUGCCCAGCUGAACUUGCUCCCUCAUCAUCCACAGAGCCAAUCUCUUUGUGUCUCUCAACAAGUCAUGGGUCAUCUAUAUUUGGGACUGCAGGGCAAGAGCGCAGACAAUAUGCACCACCACCACAACCAGCUAUGUCUGCCACUGCACUACUACAGAAAGCUGCUCAAAUGGGUGCUGCAGCCACGAAUGCUUCGCUGCUCCGUGGAUUUGGCAUUGUGUCAUCUUCGUCAACCUCUUCACAGCAAGAGAACUUGCAGUGGGGUAGUGGGCAAGUUGAGCCUGAUAAUGCCUCAGUACAUGCAGGGCUUGGACUUGGUCUUCCUUGUGAUGGAGGUUCUGGAUUAAAAGAAUUAAUGAUGGCAACUCCUUCUGUGUUUGGUCCUAAGCAAACUACCCUUGACUUUCUCGGACUUGGAAUGGCAGCCGGUGGCAGCCCUACCAGCAGCCUGUCUGCUCUAAUUACUUCAAUUGGAGGAGGAAUUGAUGUGGCAGCAGCUGCAGCAGCAGCAUCUUUUGGAGGCGGAGAAUUUUCGGGGAAAGACAUUGGAAGGACUUCAUAAUACGAAUUGGUAAAUGCGCUACUCCCAAUUUAACUUGGGGAAACUUUCCUUUGUACAUAGCCUUCUAGUUGUGGGCUGCUCAAAGUCGACAAAGAAGAAUGUUCAAGGUCCAAAUUUUACAUAAAGGAUUAUCCUUGCAAAGGUAAGAAUCAAGCCAUCAUAGGCAGUUGGGUCCUUUUUGAAUGUUCUGGUUUCUUCUAUAAUAACUGUUUCCAUAACAUAGACUUGCAGUAGACUUAUAAAUCCGGAGACCCUCCAUUACAGAAACCCAGAACCUUAAGUUAUUAUUACAAUAGGAUACCUGCAGUGAACUAUCAAAUGAAGAAACAAGUAGCAGCUUAUCAAAUUGCUGAGGAGUUUUGGUGAAUGAACUCAUACCAUUGUUGUUUAGGGAUUAUCAUGUUAGAAAGAAACAGAGGAAACAAUUCAUUGGGAUGGAAAGUCACCAUUGAAUUUAGACUGGUAGCAUAGACAUAAACAGAUCCGUAGGGUGGCAUUUGUUGGCUGGGAAGUGAGGCUAUAGCAAUGAAGGGUUUCAGUUAAUGUUGCUGUAAAUUGAAUCAAAUUCAAGUUUGUGCUUUCUUGAACCCUCUUAAUCUUAUACCCUUGUGUUAUAAUAUUUGGAAUUAAUGCGAAAUCUUAUUAUAAUCUUUA